AUGACCAAGGAACCAACGCCCCUGACAGCGGCGCUUCUUAAUCCUGACGUGAACAUGGGCACGAAGCGCCCGCAGCUCACGUGGGAUCUCGUGUGGGAGGCAAGUGACGUGAGCGCGCACGUGCGUCGCCACUUGCUUCGCGUCUACACGACGCUUGGACUCAUGGUGCUCUUUGCUGCUAUCGGCGUUCUCCUCGACUUGCGCUGGCCCGUCGAUCCCGCGAUCACGGGACUCGCCAUCACGUUGCCGCUUUUGUUUGCCAUCAUGUUCUCGCCGCCCGCGUGGCUCGCCUUUCGCUUGACAAGUGCGAUGCUUCUCGCCACGUCCAUGGGCGCCAGCAUCGGCAGCCUGGUGCAGCGUGUCCUCGCCCUCGACCCGGCUCUCGUCGGUCUCGCCUUUGGCUGCACGACGUUGAUCUUUGUCACCAUGAGUCUCUGCGCGUAUUUUGCCACGCGCCGAGCUUCGUUCUUUCUCUACGGGCUUCUCGUGUCGGCGUUGCUUGUGCUGCUUGUCCUCGGUGUCGCCACCCUCUUUCUUCACGAGUCCUUUCUAGUCUACCUUAGCCUCUAUGGCGGCCUCGUGCUCUUCUCGCUCUUCGUCAUCCUCGACACGCAGCUCAUGAUUGAGCGCGCCAUCUGCGGCGAAGACGACUUUGUAUGGCACGCGCUCGACCUCUUCCUCGAUAUCAUCAAUAUUUUCGUGCGCAUGUUGACCGUCUUGGGCCUCGGGAACGACGACUAG
Saprolegnia parasitica CBS 223.65 is the source of this 741-nucleotide messenger RNA. RefSeq lists its product as hypothetical. The transcript has 5 exons. The coding region runs from base 1 to 741 and encodes 246 amino acids. Gene Ontology annotation, cellular component: membrane. The record is from RefSeq and is a predicted model, not a curated record. NCBI's taxonomy places the organism in Eukaryota, Oomycota, Saprolegniomycetes, Saprolegniales, Saprolegniaceae.